AUGGUCAGAAUCUUCAACUUUCCAUCCCAUGCGCCCUCAUUUGUCUUUGAAUUCUACAAAACUUCCAACUCUACUCUGAGAUUGACUCUUCAUCUCAACAUCGCAAUGUCUACAGAUGCCAUCCCCAAGGGCGAAGUCCUGUACCUGCGUCGCCUGUGCUACCAACCGCCACGCUCUGCAUCAGCCCGCCAUUCCAGCUCGGAAAGCACUGGUGCCACCAGACCACCAAGCUUAACCGCCGUCUCCACCCGCGAUACAGACGAAGAUGCUUGCUUCUUCGCGGUUACAGACUCCCGGGAGGUAAACCGGGAGGAGCAGAGAUAUAUCAGCGAGAUACACCUCGAACACCCGGAACUCUUGUCAACGCUGGCUUCCUCGACCAACAAAGGGACCCAUCCAUCCUCCUCCGACAGGCAGCUGGACUGCGCAGGCCAGGAAGUCGUCAUCGGAUCUGCCACUGAGCUGGACAGGAUGAUCACCGGGAACUACGAGAGCGACGGCUCAGGUGCUGCCACCUCUGAGACCCCCUCCUCUCCCAGCUUCGACUCCCGCUUCAGGGGCAGCGACAGCUUUUCUGACGCCGAGUCACUGGCCAAGGAGGUCCUUUCCCUCAUCAGGGAGUCUGCCGAGAGGUCUGUGGCAGAGCCUCUCCGUGAGGAACUGGGCUACGUUACUACGUGGCUCAAGAUCUUGGCUACGGAUCACAAGCGGGCCCAAGGUCAAAACCGCUUCCUGGAUGAUUCAAUCCGGUCCGUCGAAGAGAACACCGAGAAGAUGUCCGACGCAGUCAACAACCUCCUUCCCCUCGGUCCCAUGGUCAAUCAGCUUUCCGACGUGGUCCCCACCGUUAAGCAACUCUCCGGCAUAGCUCCUGCUGUCGAGCAACUCUGCGACGUGGUCACCAACCUCCCUGUGGCCAUCCAAAGAAUCACCGCACAGGCCGUCUGCCACGAGACGUCAGAGGCGAUAUACAAGAUCAUGCAGGCGCAGCAAACGGCCAUGGUGGCACUUGUGGACAGGGAGGCUGAGAUCAGGGCAUCGGCCUCUACAGCGGUCGCAAUCGACUACCAUCUCCUCUCCUCCAUGAUUGUCGUCAACAUGAACAGGCAGGCUUCCCGGGAGAGCGACCCGCUGUCACUUCGUCGGGGAGUUUUCGGGAGGGUAUGGAGAAGAGUCUUUGGGAGAGGGUGA
Molecule: messenger RNA, 1191 nt
Organism: Geosmithia morbida
Lineage: Eukaryota; Fungi; Ascomycota; Sordariomycetes; Hypocreales; Bionectriaceae
Exons: 1
Coding region: 1-1191 (396 amino acids)
Source: RefSeq, a predicted model, not a curated record